AUGCCUUCAUCCCCUUUGACACCCUCGCGGCAGGGGGUGACAGUGGGCUCCUGCUGCAGCGGAUGGUGUUUGGAACUGUUUGCAGCGCGGGAGAUCACCAGAGACUUCGGCGUGGCCUUCAUCCCUGUCUUCGGGUGCGACAUAGACCGCAGUGCUGCUGAGGUCUGCCGUGUGGCCCACACUCAUACCUACUGGCAUGAAGACUGUACACAGGACAGCUUCCUGCGUAUGCCACAAGUGGACUUUUUCGCAUGCGGCUUUCCCUGCCCUAGCUACAGCGUUCAGGGCGUGAGGCUGGGCCUUGAGGACCUUCGCGGACAGCUGAUAUUUUAUAUCAUCCGAUUCAUAGCCAUUCGUCGGCCGCAUACCUUUGUCUUAGAGAAUGUCAGCAACCUCUAUCACGAGUUUCCAGAAGUUUUGUCUUGCUCCUGGAAAUGCUUUCGGCAGUACCCGGGCAGCACGGUGGAUCACAUACAUUACGAGGUGGCUAUGCGCAGCAUCGACGAGUUUGUGAUGAAAGCUCAAGAGGACACUGGACUCGGACAGGUCCUGCCGGGCCGGUUGCCAGCUUCAGAGCGGCACAGACACCUCUUGCUGGACGUGAUUGAGCGCCUGGCAGCGGCAGGCUUGGACCCACUGACAGCUCGGGCAGUGAUCAACCUCGGGGGCACGAAGGCUCACUUCAACAUUGGUUACAUUGGUUAUUGUCCUUGUCUGAGAAGCGCACGGGCGGGCGACAAACAGUUUUGGGCCGCAUGGCUCCAGCGGCCUCUGACUGACAAGGAAAUUUGUUCUCUGAUGGGCACUGAUGGGUGUAAACAUCGAAAGUGUGGCCGGAGCGGUCAGUGCGCGACAACUGAGACAACUAGCUGGGAAUGCGAUUCCGGUGCCACUCAUGAAGGGUGUCAUGCUCUCUGUGUUCCGAGCCUGGGGCCUUUUGUAAGCAACAUGACCUGA
This is a messenger RNA of Symbiodinium sp. CCMP2592, 957 nucleotides long. NCBI's taxonomy places the organism in Eukaryota, Dinophyceae, Suessiales, Symbiodiniaceae. The record is from the annotation of a GenBank genome assembly.